AUGGCACCUGUUAGAUAUUCAUCACCAAAAAUGGAGAUAUUAAAUUGGGAAAUAGAAAUAACAAUUAGACCAUCAAUACCUGCUCAUGUGAGUCACUGGAAGAAAUUAAGACAAUUACAUAAACAUACAAAGGAAAGAUUAAACAUCUUGUUAACAAAUAGUAACCACUGCCCACAUUGUAAUCAAGAAUCGGAACAAGAUUCUUGGGAGAAUAAUGAACAAUAG
Messenger RNA from Entrophospora sp. SA101, 225 nucleotides. NCBI's taxonomy places the organism in Eukaryota, Fungi, Glomeromycota, Glomeromycetes, Entrophosporales, Entrophosporaceae. The record is from the annotation of a GenBank genome assembly.